Messenger RNA from Manihot esculenta (cassava), 1594 nucleotides. RefSeq names its product mitochondrial thiamine diphosphate carrier 2. NCBI's taxonomy places the organism in Eukaryota, Viridiplantae, Streptophyta, Magnoliopsida, Malpighiales, Euphorbiaceae. Bases 325 to 1326 code for a protein of 333 amino acids. The record is from RefSeq and is a predicted model, not a curated record. Gene Ontology annotation, cellular component: mitochondrial inner membrane. The transcript has 8 exons. Gene Ontology annotation, molecular function: thiamine transmembrane transporter activity. Gene Ontology annotation, biological process: thiamine pyrophosphate transmembrane transport.
CAUUAAGGAGGAGACGAGACGUGCGGACGAUAGAAAAAGAGAAAAAGAACGGUAAUCGCACUGAGAUACAUUUAUACGGUAGCCGAUCAUCAUCAUUGACGUCCGAACUCUGAGAUCAUUCUGUCACGCAAGCAAGCCUCUCGCCCACCAAAAUCUUCCUUCCUGUAUCUGAGAAGGAGCGACAAGUCGCCGCUCCGAAAGCAAUAAGGCGAGCGGCGAGAAGAAAAGCCAUUAGAUGGCGGCCGUUCCCUUCACUUGCCUCCUUGCCCUUCAUCUUUCUAGCUUGUAGCGUAAGCCGCCUUGCCUGAGAAAGGGAGGGUUUCUAUGUCAAUGGAGGAACCAGGGAAGCUUCAGCGAGCGCUAAUUGAUACCACUGCUGGAGCACUUGCUGGUGCUAUAUCGCGCACGGUUACCUCGCCGCUUGAUGUUAUUAAGAUCAGAUUUCAGGUUCAACUAGAGCCCACAUAUUCACGGGCACUGAUUCGUGGAAAUAUUGGUGGACCAUCAAAGUACACUGGAAUAUCGCAAGCAGCAAAGGAUAUAUUUAGAGAGGAAGGUUUGCCGGGUUUCUGGCGUGGAAAUGUACCUGCUUUACUUAUGGUUAUGCCAUACACGGCAAUACAAUUUACAGUGUUACACAAAAUAAAAACUUUUGCAGCUGGUUCUUCAAAGUCAGAGAAUCACAUUCAGCUGAGUCCUUACCUCUCUUAUGUUAGUGGGGCAUUAGCGGGGUGUGCAGCUACAGUUGGAUCAUAUCCAUUUGAUCUUCUAAGAACCAUAUUGGCUUCACAGGGGGAACCAAAGGUCUAUCCAACAAUGAGAUCUGCAUUUGUUGAUAUCAUCAGAACUCGUGGCUUCAGAGGCUUAUAUGCUGGUUUAUCACCAACACUGGUUGAGAUUGUUCCUUAUGCUGGCCUUCAGUUUGGCACCUACGAUACUUUUAAACGUUGGACCAUGGCCUGGAACCAGCGUAGGUUUUCUAAUACAAGUUCAACCAAUAUUGGUGAUAAUCUUUCAAGUUUUCAGCUUUUUGUCUGUGGAUUAGCUGCUGGGACGUGUGCCAAACUUGUCUGUCAUCCUCUUGACGUGGUCAAGAAAAGGUUUCAGAUUGAAGGACUACAGAGGCAUCCAAAGUAUGGUGCCCGAGUUGAGCACCGUGCUUACAGAAAUAUGAUUGAUGCUCUGCGAAGAAUCUUGCAAGUGGAGGGUUGGGCUGGCCUUUAUAAGGGCAUUGUACCUUCAACCAUCAAGGCUGCACCAGCUGGUGCCGUGACAUUUGUAGCUUAUGAACUCACAUCAGAUUGGCUAGAAUCUAUUUUGACUUGAAACUGAUGACUUUUCCUUUUGGCUGUUUUUAUUUUGUUUUUCUUAAUCAUUGGGAUCAUCUCAUUCUUUUUCCUAUACCCUCCAAAGGCCCCCAUAGAAGUGGGGAAUAUUAUUGUUUCCUAUGAUUUAGUCAUUAUAAAAUACGAUGGAAUUUUGUAUGUUUUAGGUUUAAGGUAGUGAGGAUAAAAAUAGAUAUAGAUCUCAAAGUGAAUUUUGUAGUUUAUGCAAUUGGCAAUAUAAUUAUGGUCCUACGGUCCUGUUCAUGAUA